AUGCUCGCGCAGCCGCUCCUCCCCGCCGCCGCACCGCAGCGGUCCGCGUGGGUGGGCACGGUCCACCUCCUCUGGCGAUCCGCGAGGCCGCGCUCUACCUCCGAGGUCCUCUCGGCCGCUGCGGUCCUCGUGCUCCUCGUCCUCUCCAAGCUGCUCAACCUCACGCUGCCGCUGGUGCUUCGCCUCGUCGUCAACGCGCUCUCGGCGCCCGCGGGCGGCCAGCCCGUAGCCGCCACGGCGCCGCUGGUGCUGCUCUACUGCGGCCUAACCAUCUGCUCCGACGGCUGCUCGCAGCUGCAGUCGGCGCUCUGGGGCCGCCUCUCCUUUCGGAUCACGCAGCGCGUCUCGCUUCGCCUCUUUGAGCACCUGCACGCGCUGUCGCUCCGCUGGCAUCUCAACCGCAAGACGGGCGAGGUCCUCGCCGUGAUGAACCAGGGCGUCGGCGCGGUCGCGACGCUACUGCAGGUGGCAACCUUCUCCAUCUCUGCGACGCUGCUCGAGCUUGUCCUCACGUCUGCCGUCUUCGCAAAGAUCGGCGUGCCGGCCAUCUCGCUGUGCGUCGUCGGCGGCGCGGCACUCUACACGUGGUACACGGUCGCCCUGACAACGAUGCGCGUCGGCCAGCGCCGCGAGGUGAACGGGGCAAGCAAGAGGGCGCAGGACGUGGUCGUCGACUCGCUGCUCAACUUCGAGACGGUCAAGCUCUUCGCCGCGGAGGCGACGGAGGCGAGGCGGUACGGCGGCUUCACGACGGCGCUCAGCGAGCUGCAG
Molecule: messenger RNA, 771 nt
Organism: Emiliania huxleyi CCMP1516
Lineage: Eukaryota; Haptophyta; Isochrysidales; Noelaerhabdaceae
Exons: 2
Biological process (GO): transmembrane transport
Cellular component (GO): membrane
Molecular function (GO): ABC-type transporter activity; ATP binding
Source: RefSeq, a predicted model, not a curated record